AUGUCGCAGUCCAACCUCAACCCUGGCAACCUCUCCUUGAUGGAGAAGUCCAUGAUGAUUGAUGGCUUCGCCUUCACAAUCCAUCUCGAGACUAAGCACAAGAACUUGGCCAAGCAUCUCAUUGAUACCGGACAUCGGGUUGUGUUCCGAUUCGUCUUCCUCGACCCCGACCAUCGCCCGUUCCACACCAGGAAGGAGAAGUUUGCUGCCAGACUUACCAGCAUCAUCCGAGCGGCUCUGACAAACAUCCACGCAUACGGUCUGGAGCCCAAGGACGUGGAGAAGCCCCGAUUCUGGCCCAUGGCUCGAGAGCUGCUGGCAAAUGACUCGAUCUUUGCGUCUGCCACCAAUGAAGAGACUCGGGACACCAAGGGCUUUGUGGCCAGUCCCGUUGGCACCAACUAUGUCUUUUGGGAUCUCCAUCUUGCCAUAGCUGACUGGAGUGCCGUCACGGGCGGCGAUUUCCGCGCCACGGUCGACAACAGAGGCUUCGAGAUUCUCGAGGAGCGCGAGCACAAGGCCGCUGCCGCCCAAUACUAUGCUCAGCUAGAGGGCGACAAGAAGUUCAAGGACGCUUCUCUUGCCAAGUGGAGCUCCGGCUGGGACAUGUGCAUGCAGAUGAUGAUGAGCCGAUCUGAGAAUGUCUUGCAGCAGGAGCGGGAGAUGAUGCGUCGCUCCGCCAUGGACAACAUUGGCCGUGACCGUCAGAUCAGAGACAUGGAGAGAGAGAUCAAUGAGCUCAAGGCCCGUCUUUUCAAGUACGAGGCGAUUUCAGCGAAUGAGGACGCCGGUGCUGCUGUUCUCGACGAUGAGAGCCUCGCCAAGGAUACGGCGGUCACCGUCGUUAAGGGACAGCCCCAGACCGGUGAGGGCCACACCGACGAUGAUGAUGUCACCAUCAAGACCGAGAGCACUGCAUACCACCACAGUGUUGCCCAGAAGAGCCCCGAAAUGAAGGACACCGACAAGGACACCGACGAGGAUACCGACAAGGACGAGUCCAACAACUCCAAGUCGGUUCGAGACGAGACUGAGGUUAUCGACCUGACUGAUGAUUGA
This is a messenger RNA of Colletotrichum chrysophilum, 1059 nucleotides long. RefSeq lists its product as uncharacterized. The record is from RefSeq and is a predicted model, not a curated record. Bases 1 to 1059 code for a protein of 352 amino acids. Lineage: Eukaryota; Fungi; Ascomycota; Sordariomycetes; Glomerellales; Glomerellaceae. The transcript has 2 exons.